This is a messenger RNA of Hyalella azteca, 2351 nucleotides long. RefSeq names its product b(0,+)-type amino acid transporter 1-like. Gene Ontology annotation, molecular function: L-amino acid transmembrane transporter activity. Lineage: Eukaryota; Metazoa; Arthropoda; Malacostraca; Amphipoda; Hyalellidae. Gene Ontology annotation, biological process: amino acid transmembrane transport. The record is from RefSeq and is a predicted model, not a curated record. Gene Ontology annotation, cellular component: membrane.
AUAAUCUUGGAACAAUGAAGAAAUUUUACCAAAAUUGUGUCAAAUGUUAGAAUAAUAUCAUGAAUCAAGCAAUAAAUUUUUUGAUGACAUUGAACUCUUUUAGAAAACUACCUAAUUAAUUUGGGUGAAAGAGAACUUUCAGACUUUGCAUUAUUAUUUUGAAGCAAUUAUUGAUGUUUAAAAGACGCAAGUCGUUCGACGUAACCCCGAUGGAAGGGCUCGGGAGCGCCGCUGCCAGCAGGAGCGACGUCCCCCUGGCGACCAGGGACAAGGCAGGUUAUAGUGCAGCUGCUGCAGCAUCAACGGGUUGUGCAGGGGGGCCAGCCACUGGCCCGAGUAGGGCGCAGCUGGUGGGGCCAGCCACUGGCCCGGGUGGGGCCCUACUCGAAGGUCGGCCCGGGAGUGUCAAACUCGAGCGCAGAGUGGGCCUCUGGAGUGGUGUGGCCCUCAUCGUGGGUGACAUGAUAGGGUCGGGGAUUUUCGUGUCCCCGCAGGGAGUCCUGCAGCGCACCAAGUCUGUGGGGCUCAGCCUGCUCAUCUGGGGCCUCUGUGGGGUCCUUUCCAUGUUGGAGCUGGGCACGGCUCUCCCAGAAUCAGGUGCAGAAUACGCCUACUUUCUAGAAGCCUUCGCGCCGGUUAAGAAACGCAAAGAAAAAGUUUUCAGUGACGAGGGAGUACAGAACUUUGUUUUCAGCAGCGAUGAGAAGUUUGAGGAUUCACGCUCAAGUCACGGCGCUCGAACUAGGGCCAUCCUAACAGGGCCUUCAGCGUCCCAAACGAGCUAUCAGUCAACCGCGCAAACCGUUGUCCAUUCAAAUACAGCCAGUCAGACGACUCCGAUUUCAAAAUCCGCCAAUCAGGAAGCUGCUCCCAGGAAGAGUCUGUUCAAGUCGCCGGUUCAUUGGUGCAUGCAGCGCCCGCCGCCUGCCGUUUACAGGGGUGCCUGGUAUCGGCCGUUACCAGCUUUCCUCUUCAGUUGGGUUUCUGUUUUUCUGCUGAAGCCUUCAGCCCUCGCCAUCCUCACCCUGACGUUUGCCGAGUACUUAGUUGAGUGUUUCUCUGUCGGUUGCAUGGACUUCAUCCCACCAAGAACAACCGUGAAGUUGUUUGCUGUCUGCUGCAUUAUGCUGAUCACGUUCAUCAACUCUUACUCGGUAACCCUGGCCACCAAGGUGCAGAAUGUGUUCACGGCGACCAAGCUGCUGGCGAUCCUCGUGAUCGUCGCUGGUGGGAACAAACUCGCCAAAGGCAACACGCAGUACCUGGCGACGGGCUUCACGGGCUCCACCAACAAGCUGGGGGAUGUCGCCACUGCCUUCUACAGCGGCCUCUGGGCCUACGAUGGAUGGACCAACCUGAAUAACGUCACCGAGGAGCUGAAGGAACCGGCCAUUAACCUGCCCCGUGCCAUCAUGAUCGCGUUACCCACGGUAACGCUGUGCUACAUGCUGGUCAACGUCAGCUACCUCGCAGUCUUGAGUCCGGACGAGUUACUCGCCUCGGAAACCGUUGCUGCCGUGUACGGGCACGUACUGCUGGGAACGGCAGGGAAGCUGGUCAUGAUCCUGGCGGUGGUUUUAUCAACUUUUGGCGCCGCUAGCUGCCACGCCUUCACCUCGGCGCGGCUGGGCUUUGCGGCGGCCCGGGAAGGCCACAUGAUGGACGUGCUGUCCUUCGUCCAUGUCCACAGGAACACGCCGUCCGCCGCCCUCAUUUUCAACGCCGCGAUUGCAGUGCUUCUAAUCCUAAAUUCGAGCAUCGCCUCCCUCAUCGACGCUUUGAGCUUCACGAUGUCGAUGUUUCUUGCCGGGGCCAUGGUAGCCCUGCUGGUAUUACGGCGCACCAGUCCAGACAUACACCGGCCGUUUAAGGUGCCGAUCGUUAUCCCGGUGAUCGUUCUGGUUGUGUCUGUCUACCUGGUGAUCGGUCCAAUCAUCGACAACCCUCAGAUCGAGUACCUGUAUGCCUCCUGCUUCAUCCUAGCGGGUGUCGCCUUCUACGGCCCCUUUGUGCACAUGCGCUACGUGCUCCCCGGCAUGGGAACCGUGACAACCUUCUUACAAAUGAUGCUGCUGGUGGUACCAACUGAUCAACCUGACCGUUGAGAUAACUAGGUGCAGAAGCGCAUUGUCCAUAGAAGGCCUGGCACUCUUAUAGAGGAAGCCAGUCGGCAGCUGGAACUAUUGGAGAAAUGUAGUACCCACAGCAGGAGUACGUCGGCCUGACGGUCGAAAGUGAUGGCUGUGUAGUGUGUAAUCAGGGUGUGAUGAUUAGGAUGGCUGUGUAGUGUGUAAUCUGUGUGUACAUGUUCCUCUGUAAUGACUUUGUUACCUACCACUCAUAAUAAGAUA